GAUUUUGCAUUUCUGGGUAGGGAACUGUUUGUAAACAAAACAGUUCUCUCCCCUGUCAGCUCCUGCACACUGCUUUGCAUGGCUGUGCAUAGCACAGCCAUGCAAAGCAGUGUGCUUGUAGUGAAGCACAAACACAGCCCAGUAUGCAAAACAGCACACAGUUAAUCCUUUGAUCGCCCCACAUGUUAAUCCCUUUCUGCUCAGUGCUAUUAGUACAGUGUCAGUGCUUUUGUAUUAGCACUAAUCACUGUAUUGGUGUCAAUGGGGAUUUCAGUGACACCAAGUCAGUUCCCCCCAGUGUCAGAAUGCCCGCCGCAGUCCCGC
This is a messenger RNA of Staurois parvus, 324 nucleotides long. Lineage: Eukaryota; Metazoa; Chordata; Amphibia; Anura; Ranidae. The record is from the annotation of a GenBank genome assembly.